Candidula unifasciata is the source of this 420-nucleotide messenger RNA. The record is from the annotation of a GenBank genome assembly. Lineage: Eukaryota; Metazoa; Mollusca; Gastropoda; Stylommatophora; Geomitridae.
AUGCUGGCUAACCUCAGCCUGUCUGACUGCUACACACUGCAUUCCAACAAAACACAACAAGAACGAGAAGAAAUCAUGCUUCAGAGCGCCAAAGACAAUCUGGCAACAUACUUCGCGUUUUUUGGAAUCACGGAGAACAUGAAAGAUAGUCAAAGUUUGUUUGAAAAAAAAUUUAACGGUCUCAAAUUUACCAAACAGAUGGUCAACAAAAGAUCCCGUUCGGCAAAUUAUGUGACGUUGUCUGAAAAACACUGGGCGCUGAUUGUAGAAAAGAACCAUUUAGACGUUCGUUUGUAUCAGUAUGCAAAAGAUUUGUUCCUUCAGCGAUUAGAAUUGGUGAACAUUACUGCACAUCGAGAGGAUGAUGAUACUGUAAUUGUCCAGGAUGAUUUUAACUUUAUUACUGUUAAGGAGAUGUGA